UAUUUCUUUAAUAAAAUAUAAAUAAAUGCAAAAAACACUGUACAUUUGUUUAUAUUUUAAUUAAUAAUGUUAUUUUACUUGACACACAAUUUCGAUCACAUGUAUCGAGAAUCGCACACACACGAUUAAAAGUUCCGUAUAACACUUCAUUUAAUUCGUAAAAAUUAAUUAUUUUGAAACUGUACGGUUAAAAGUAACCAGUUUCCAAAGUUAAUAUUAAUUAUAGAACAUUAAAAGUUUGUAUUUAGUGAUAUCGAUAUUAUCGACUGACUCUUGUGUACCGCGAGUGGCGCUUGAGUCAGUGUUCGAAUAUACCGCGCUUUUUUCACAUCGAGAAUGUGCUUGGCAUUCGAAGUUCGUCUUGUGCAGCGACAGCGUGGGUUGAUUAUUUAUAACAAGUGAUUAACAAGUACCGAAGAACACUAAAACGUGCAUCCUACAUAGAAUAUGCAAGCAUUCAGCCAACAAACGGUCCUUAUCUCCAAAUAAACUUUUUCAAAAUCAAGGAGUCAACGAUACCCGUUUCCACUCGAUUGAGAUACUUCCCUGACGCGCACGCGCAGUAAGUAUCCGUCAAAAUCUAACCUCCAGUAACACACGUGCGUAAAUUUCAAAUUGAGAUCGACGGUAGUGUUAGUUUAAGUAAAAAUAAGCGGACGUGAACCAUGUGAACAGUUAAGUAUUUCUAAGUAUACUAAAGAAAAUAAGAAUGUCGCGAAUCGCCGACACAAAGGAAGUGAUAAUAACCAGCGACAGCACCGGAGAGCACUGGAGUGCCUCCGUGUGGGAUCCUCGAACCGGUUCAUCGUUAUCGACCUACAAGAACGCGGGCGCCCUGACGCACGGAACUCUUCAACUCCUCAGCGACAGUUACAUGAUAGGAGCUGAUAUCACGAAGCCUCGAAUAUACGUUUGGCCCUUGAACAACCCAAGUCCCGUGCCUAACCUAAGAUUAACAACGCCUGGAAAGGUAACAGCAUUGGCGUGCAACCCGAGCGGCGCUUACAUGGUAGCAGCAAUCUCCGAGAGACUGUUUAUCUGGCAAGUUUGCAACGGUCGACUGCUGGCCAAUUUAUCGCAGCACUAUCAAACCGUGAACUGUCUAUCGUUCAGCAAAGACGGCUCGAGCUUCGCCAGUGGGGCCGAGGACGGUCUGGUGUUCGUGUGGAGCUUGUACCGCGUUCUCAACGACGAAAGAGCCGCCCCUCUUCACGGAUUUUCUCAUCAUUCCCUACCAGUCAAGGAUCUACAAUUCGGCCACGCUCGAGGCAGGUUAUGUUCCGUUUCACUCGAUAGAACGUGCAAUAUUUACGAGCCGAACAGCGGGCUACUGUUGCUCACCCUAGUGUUCGACGUGCCCCUUACGGCGGUUCGCAUGAACGCGCGCGAAAGCGACUUGUUCGUCGGCUGUACCGACGGGAGCGUCUAUCGAUUCAACCUUCACGAACCGCCACGCGGUAUCGAGCAUCACGUGCAGGUCGGGAAGAACAAUUCCGAAGGCGUGAUCUUCCAGGGGAAUAAAUCGACGAUCGUGGCGAUAUCGAUAUCGAUAGACUCUCGUUACCUGCUCACUGGCUCCACCAGCGGGGAAGUUCACGUUUGGGACAUCGCCAGCAGACAAAUUCUUCGAACGAUCGAUCACAAGGGACCAAUCACGGCCGCGUUCUUCGCGAAAUACUGUGAGAACUUCCGGGUCACCGAGCUUAAGCCGCGCUUGCAAGUAUCCAACCUGCAGAGGAUAUCGGACGAUACCGAUGGGAAGCAGAGCUCCGUCGAGGUGAUCUCGCGGGAUCGAAAUCCCGCGGAUGUCUUGAACUUCGACGGUUACGUCGAGAACGAGGCGGCUGGAUCGGAUGAUCCGUCUUUGCGUAAUCUGCUCGAGAUGAGAGAAGAGAUCGAGAGACUGAAGAAAAUCAACGCGGCCAUUUACCAAUACAGCGUGAAAUGCAUUCUGGAUGGGACGGAUCGGUGAAACGGAAACUGGGAUUUGCCCUGACUCUUUUCAACAUUGCGAGUUUAUUAACCCUUUGCGCUGUAACUGUUCUCUCUCUCUCUCUCUCUCUCUCUCUCUCUCUC
Messenger RNA from Hylaeus volcanicus, 2076 nucleotides. RefSeq names its product WD repeat-containing protein 18. The record is from RefSeq and is a predicted model, not a curated record. The coding region runs from base 710 to 1972 and encodes 420 amino acids. NCBI's taxonomy places the organism in Eukaryota, Metazoa, Arthropoda, Insecta, Hymenoptera, Colletidae. Gene Ontology annotation, molecular function: protein binding. Gene Ontology annotation, cellular component: nuclear pre-replicative complex. Gene Ontology annotation, biological process: DNA-templated DNA replication; rRNA processing. The transcript is spliced from 2 exons.